This is a messenger RNA of Biomphalaria glabrata, 3731 nucleotides long. RefSeq lists its product as uncharacterized. Gene Ontology annotation, molecular function: metalloendopeptidase activity. Lineage: Eukaryota; Metazoa; Mollusca; Gastropoda; Planorbidae. Gene Ontology annotation, biological process: proteolysis. Bases 386 to 3310 code for a protein of 974 amino acids. The record is from RefSeq and is a predicted model, not a curated record. The transcript has 21 exons.
GUCUGGCACGGUGUACCACUGCGCUGCAAACUGCCUAAAGAUCGCCGGCUUGUUUGGCUUGGCUAGCUUAUCGAUAAAAGAAUAGAAACUGAAUUCAAACCUCUGUUCUGUGCAGCUAUCCCUAAACAUUGGACAAACUUUGGAAGUCGACAUUGAGGCAGGUUAAAGGCAAAACAAAAAAAAAAGAAUAAAUACGAAACUAAAUGAAAUAUAGGCUACCAGAUCUGUGUAUGUUAAAAACUAGAAUCUGCAUUUUUUAUUUUCAUUGUAUAGCGCUUGUGGAAACAAGAUCUACUUCUGCUUUUAAUCUAGCUAGCAGCAUUGACACAUUUUUGGCUUAUUUAUCCAUCAUUUGGUUGAAAUCUAGAUCUAACAUGAUUUGAAUAUGGAGAACUUUCUAAAGUCUUAUGUUGUUGUUAUUUUCUCUGUCUUCAUAAGUCGAAUCACAGGCACUGAAGUUAUGUUCCAAUAUGAGGCGAGUGACGACACUGGUGAUCAAAUGCCUGACCAGUUCAAUGUGACUUUUAGCACAGAAACGAAAUUUCUAACCAAAUUCAAUCUCAGGCGUUCGCAGAGUUUUGACGUGAACAUUCCUCUCUAUACUCUCGACGUCGAUAAGAAAGGCUUUUUUCAAAAACAAAAAGUGAAUAUUAGACCCACAAAGGAUAUAGGCUACUACCAUGAUACUAACCACAAGGCUGUGUUUUGUAUUAAAAGGUCACCCGAAACAUUGUCGAACAAUAACUCUAUAUUUCACUUGAAAACUGUAUUUCAAAUGGAUAACUCCGAAUACCUGUUUGACUCUGAUAACAAGACGCCUAAAAAUCCUUGGAGAAAUCUGUCACUCGAAACAUUUUCUAGUUCUAGAAGGAAUGAAUCUACUACACCUCGCUCUAGGACAACAUUUGACCGAUAUGUUUAUAAGUUAGAAUUGCUUAGAAGCACAACAUUUGAUCUGUUUGACACACAAAUACCACCGCCAGAAGUAGAAAAGACUGUUCGAUGGAAUGUCAUCAAUCAGUCAAAAUCAUGGUCAGACCCACCAAGCAGACGUCGCCGAAACGCAUUGAGUGACUACUACGUGGAUGUAGUGGCGUUGAUUGAUAGAUUACGUUUUCAAUGGUUUCUAGAACAAGCAAAAAAUGACUACAACACUGCGAGGCGAAAUAUUCAAGAGCACUAUGCUAUGGUGUUUAGCGGGAUUGACAUGCUUUAUAAAGGCAUCAACCAUCCAAACUACAAGAUUCAUAUUCGUCUGUGUAAAAUUUUCAUCCUUGAGGGACCAUAUGCUGGAAAUUUUAUUAGCAAGUACGCUUCAGAUGGUAAAAUGAACGCCGUCUUGGCUCUAGAAGCUCUCGAAAAAUUUUUUCAAGGUGCUGGGGCUCCAAUCGUCGGCGAUUACGAUCACGUGGUUUUGUUUACUGGCUUUGACCUUUUCAAAUACGAAAGUUCUGGUAAAAAGAAUUACGCAUACGUAGGUAACACUUAUCAGAAAGCUAUGUGCCGAACAAAUGGAACUAGCUGUAGUGUAAUAGAAGAUCACAAAGGAACUGAUAUAAUAACAAUUGCACAUGAACUAGGACAUAGCCUUUCAGCCAAACACGACGGGGAUGGCAACUCCUGCUCUAAGUAUGACAGAUACAUUAUGAGUUCUGGUGAAUUCUGGAAACAAACUCCGGAAACAAAAUAUAAUCCAUGGCGAUUCUCUUCCUGUAGCGUCAAUUACUUUACAACCUUUUUGACUGAGUUUGAUAGAAGCAGCUAUCGAUACAACUGUCUAGCUUACGCUAUCAAAGCUUCAGAUGACAUUCCAGAUGUAUCUAAUAAACUAUUGGGUCAGCUAAUUAAACCUAAUCAACAGUGUCAACUAAUUUACGGAAAGGCUUCCUACUAUUGCAGGGGUGAAAAAAACACUAACAUUGAGGACAUAUGCCAUUCUCUGUACUGUCGAGAUCCCAUGAAAUCUGGUGACUGUAAAUUGAUGGAAGCAUAUAUCGGGACGUCCUGUGGCGAUGGAAAAAUCUGUAUGUAUGGAAAAUGUGUCAGCGACCCAUACGCUCCACAAGUUGAUGAGACAUGCGUAUUCGGAGACGUACAAGAAGAUCACUGCAAAUCAUUGAUCAAUACAUUUGUAGGCAACUGUUACCAAAGUAAACACUAUGACCUCUGCUGUGGUACCUGUAACAAUAUGUCUAGGCCCAUUAGAGGUUGUGAAUACGGUGACAGAGUAAAAAAUUGUCAAGAAUAUCACUGUGCUAAAGAAAAAGAGACAUGCUGUGGCACUUGUAACUACGGUACACCUUUUACCCCAAUCACCAGAAGAAACAUUCCAAUGAGACCCACAUCAGCGAAACCACUUCUGAUUCGUAAUUCGCCCAAAGUGACCAGAGAUUGUGAACCAGGAGCUUUAGACUUGAGACCAGACCUGUGUUAUGACCUUAGUGUCUGCAAGGAUCAGUUUUAUCUAUGCUGUGAAUAUUGUUCGAGAUAUUUUACACUUCCAGCUAAAACAACCAUUUCACCUAAUGCUUGUGAACAUUCGCGUUUUGAUAUAAUACCACAACUGUGUACUAGCUAUAGUAUCUGCCUGACAGCCCGAGCUUGGUGCUGUAAAUAUUGCUUCGGAAUGGAGACGAAAGCAGUCACCACUACCACCAAAAAAACUUCACCUCAAGAUUGUGCCCCAGGAGACUUAGACCUAUUACCAGAACUGUGUACUAGCAUUAGUAUCUGCCAGACACACCGAACAAGGUGUUGUGACUAUUGCUCGCGAGAGAAAAAUUAUACAGUCACAAUUACCACCGAGAUAACUUCACCCAAAGAUUGUGCCCCAGGGGACUUAGACUUAUUACCAGCACUGUGUACUAACAUAAAUAUCUGCCAGACAAACAGAUCACUGUGCUGUGACUAUUGCUCGCGAGUUGAGAAUUAUACAGUCACAUGGACCACCGAGAUAACUUUACCCAAAGAUUGUGCCCCAGGAGACUUAGACUUAUUACCAGCGCUGUGUACUAACAUAAGUAUCUGCCUGACAAACCAAUCACUGUGCUGUGACUAUUGCUCGCGAGUGGAGAAUUAUACAGUCACAUGGACCACAGAGAUAACUUCACCCAAAGAAUGUGUACUGGGAGAGCCAGACUUAAAGCCAGAGCUGUGUACUAGCCCAAGUGUCUGCAAGACACAGCCACUGAUGUGCUGUAACUAUUGCUCUUACAAUUCUGGAACCAUUUUGUCAUUAUACGAUACUUGGAUUUAUCAUUGGUUUUACAUUACAUUUCAUUAUCUGUUUAUCAAAAUAAUUGUAAGCUAGAUAGAUCUAGAAAUCCACUAAUGUUUCUCAAAUUUUGAACAGUGCAUUUUACAAAUAUUUGUUUAUACCUAUUUUUUAUCUUUAUCUUUGUAAUACACAUUAAUAUUUAUCAUAUUACAGCAAUCUCUCAAUGCACAUUUGGGCACCAUUCUAAUUGUUAACAGUUUCCCUUAAGUGUUAAGCAUUGUAGAGAUUUUAAUGUUGUUUAACAAACUGUUUUCCGUUUUUUCCAUGAUCAGAUUUCAUGACCUAACUAUCUAAUUUACAUGCUGCAUUUAAUAAUAAAUUAUUCUAGAAUACAAUGUUUAAAGUAAAUUUACAGUUGAUACCUUGUCGAAAGUGUCGUAAAUAAUUAUUUGUGUUAAUAUCGCUAAGAAAAAUACAAUCAAUUAAUAUUAAUAAUAACUCAAAUUUACUCAAA